CUCUCCCCUCUCCGCUCUCCACUGUCGGGAUUACCGUUUCCUCUCCGCCGGACCACAGCUGCUCUCUGAAUGAAGCGAGCUUCUUCUCCGUGAUUUCUUCGCCAUGAGCUGCCUGGAUGUGAUGUACAAAGUGUUUGGUCCUCAGCCUUAUUUCUCCUCCUACAGCCCCUAUCACCACCAGAAACUGGCCUUGUAUAGCAAAAUGCAAGACCCCCAGGACAGCGGCAGCCGGCUGGGCCCCGCGGGCCAUCCGGCCAUCAAGGAGGAGGACAAGGAGCUCCCGCCGGGAGCCGAGUACCUGAACUCCCGCUGCGUCCUCUUCACUUACUUCCAGGGAGACAUCAGCGCCGUGGUGGACGAGCACUUCAGCCGAGCCCUCAGCCACACGACUGUGUACCCUGCCUCAGGCAGCCACAAGGCCGUAAGAGAUGGAGGAUCAUUCCCAAUGUGCCAGAGAAGUUUCCCUCCGUCUUUCUGGAACAGCUCCUACCAGCCGUCGGUCUCCUCCGCAUUGGGCAGCGCUCUGUCGGCUCCCCACACAGAGCUCCCGUUCCCCGGGGACCCGUACUCCUCCGCCUCCUUGCACAGCCACCUCCACCAGCCCAGUCCGGACUCCUGGCACCCGUCCCAUCACCACCACCAUCACCACCACCAUCCGUACUCACUAGGAGGCGCUAUAGGCAGCCAGGGCUCGGCGUACCCACGUCCGGGGGUCCACGAGAUGUACGGCACAGCGUUCGACCCGCGGUACGGCUCUCUGCUGGUGCCGUCAGUGAGGCCCCAUCACCGCCUGGCGUCCGGCAGCUCGGUACCGGGGCCCAGCGCUUCGCCCUGUGACCUGGGAGGGAAGGGGGAGUCUGGGACCAGCUCGGCCUGGAGCGGCGCCUUCACCGGAGCUGGAGCAGAGAUCGGACUCAAUAUGGACACAGCUCGGUGUUACGGAGGCCUGUGCAGCAGCAGCAGCAGCAGCAGCGCAGCCCUGUUGAGCUGAGAGACAACAGUGUGGAUACAAAACCAGCGGGGGAAACAAAAGUGGACUCGCGUAGGAGAGCCAGAGAAUCUGAACUUGACGGGUGUGGACAAAGACGAGACUCUUUGUGCUUCUCUAACAGGCAGGGACAACAUUCCUAAACUGGAAACAAGUCUGGAGGACAGACAGACAGACAGAAACACGUGUCGUCAAACUCCAAGGACGAGCGCUUGAAGACUUGGCAGGACUUGCCUCACUGGGACAACUGGGCAACAGACACUGGGGAGCGUGGUGGCUGGAGGAAAGGCCGUGUUUGUGUGGAGGAGGCCGCACAGCAAGAAUUUUGGCCGCCUGCGAAGGCGGAGGAGUCCAAACACGUUGGUUUACAUGGAGUAUUGGUUCAAUGUCAACUGAAAAACACUCAGUAUUUUGUGGCACUGUAAAAGUUAAAUUAAACAGUUUUGACUGAUAACA
This is a messenger RNA of Pseudoliparis swirei, 1444 nucleotides long. RefSeq names its product vestigial-like family member 2a (gene vgll2a). The transcript is spliced from 4 exons. NCBI's taxonomy places the organism in Eukaryota, Metazoa, Chordata, Actinopteri, Perciformes, Liparidae. Bases 104 to 991 code for a protein of 295 amino acids. Gene Ontology annotation, cellular component: nucleus. The record is from RefSeq and is a predicted model, not a curated record. Gene Ontology annotation, biological process: regulation of transcription by RNA polymerase II.